Molecule: messenger RNA, 1381 nt
Organism: Centropristis striata (black sea bass)
Lineage: Eukaryota; Metazoa; Chordata; Actinopteri; Perciformes; Serranidae
Gene: rlig1
Product: RNA 5'-phosphate and 3'-OH ligase 1
Exons: 7
Coding region: 134-1108 (324 amino acids)
Biological process (GO): response to reactive oxygen species
Molecular function (GO): RNA ligase (ATP) activity
Source: RefSeq, a predicted model, not a curated record
AGAAGCUCGUCACGUUACCGGAAGUCUCCUCCAUGCGAAAAUCACACACACACCGUGGAGAUUUGUGCUGUUUUCAGAGAUAAACGUGAACUUUACUGUACGGUGCCAUUUUAAUAUUAAUAAAUAAAUAAAAAUGAGGCGCCUGGGCUCCGUUCAGCAGAAGAUACCGUGUGUUUUUCUCACGGAGGUGAAAGAAGAACAGUCCAGAAAACGGGACGGACAGCAAUUCCAGGUUGUUGCCACAGAAACCGUGAACCCCGUGGCUCUGGAGGCCAACAUUGACUGUGCUCUCGCCACAGAAAAAAUAGACGGAACCUGCUGUUAUGUUACAGUUUACAAAGGGCAGCCUCACCUCUGGGCUCGACUCGACAGGAAACCAAACAAACAGGCGGAGAAAAGGUUCAAGAAGUACCAGCACGCUCACCGCAGCUGCAAAGGUUUCACGUGGAACGUGGAGGAGGAUUUUAAGUCGGUUCCAGAGUCGUGGAUCCCUGCACACAGAGUUAAACAUCUCAACGGGCAGCCAGUCCCUGAUGAACACGGACACAUUCCAGGCUGGGUUCCUGUGGAGAAGGAGAACAAACAGUACUGCUGGCACUCCUCCGUGGUGGACCCAGAGCUCGGGGUGGUUCUGCUCCUCCGGCCCAGCGCCGACCAUGGAGACGUGUUAGAAGUGGCAGCGGUCCCGCUGGCCGAGCUCCUGGAACAAACUCUGGAGCUCAUCGGAACCAACGUCAACGGGAACCCCUACGGCCUGGGCAGUAAGAAGCAGCCUGUGCACUGCCUGGUGUCUCACGGGAGUGUCCGGAUCAGAAACCCUCCUCCGGUGGACUUCCAGCAGCUCUGCUCCUGGUUCCAGGAGAGUCCCGAGGGCCGAGUGGAGGGCAUCGUCUGGCACUGCAACGACGGCACGCUCAUCAAGGUUCAUCGUCAUCACCUGGGCCUGAGGUGGCCGGACGGAGAAACGUUCCUCGGGGAACGCUCGGUGGUCGUUAACGUCGACGGGACGCUUGAAGAAUACAACAACAGCAAAGACUUGUUCACAUCGUUCUCCAGACUGAAGGGACAGAUCCUCGGCCGGCUGCAGGACGUCCACUUUGACUCCUAAAUCAGUCGGAGUUGAUGAAACUUUCCCUUUUUUUUUGUGACUGUGAGGAUUUGUCACUUUGACGACAGCUGCCAGGUAUUCUUGCCAAUAAUUCCAGAUUUUAAGGCUCGAAAAACAGUUUGACGUUUGCUUUGUGAACAGCUUUACUGUAAAAAAAAAAAGACCAACUGGACAUUUAUUUAGCAACUGAAGUUGUUCAAAAUGUUCCAUUAAUAUCCUGUAAAUAUUGUAUGUUUACUGCUAAAUGAAGAAUAAAUGACAAGUAUUUAAACA